Molecule: messenger RNA, 1169 nt
Organism: Thamnophis sirtalis
Lineage: Eukaryota; Metazoa; Chordata; Lepidosauria; Squamata; Natricidae
Source: RefSeq, a predicted model, not a curated record
AUGACCCCAGAAGACUGCAACCGUUCUAAAUAUGAAUCCGUUGCCAAGCAUCCGAAUUUUGAUCACAUGACGAUGGGGUAUGCUGCAAUGAUUCUAAGUUGUAUUCACCGAGAUUUGGCGGCCAGGAAUGUGUUGGUAACGGAAGACAUUGUGAUGAAGAUUGCUGAUUUUGGCCUUGCUCGAGACAUUCACCACAUAGAUUAUUACAAAAAGACAACUAACGUGAGUGGCAUCUCUCAAAGGGGGCUCAAAUUAUUCCAUUUUCAAGCCUUGUGUCAGGUUCCAAAUAGCAUCCAAAAUCCUGCUUGUAACUGCUGCAGCAUAAGACAGGAUGUAUCUUGUAUGCUAACCAGGUGGUCCUUCGGUGUCCUCUUGUGGGAGAUCUUCACCCUGGGGGGCUCUCCAUACCCAGGAGUGCCAGUGGAGGAGCUGUUCAAACUGCUGAAAGAGGGGCAUCGGAUGGACAAACCCAGCAAUUGCACCAAUGAACUGUACAUGAUGAUGCGGGAUUGCUGGCACGCUGUUCCAUCCCAACGGCCGACUUUUAAGCAGCUGGUCGAAGACUUAGAUAGGAUCGUGGCCAUGACCUCAAACCAGGAAUACCUGGACCUCUCUCUACCAUUGGAUCAGUAUUCUCUCAGUUUUCCAGACACUCGCAGUUCCACCUGCUCUUCUGGGGAGGACUCCGUUUUUUCCCACGAUCCCCUCCCUGACGAACCUUGUCUUCCCAAGCAUCCACCUCACCUUGCCAACGGCGGACUCAAAAGGCGCUGAUGCCGCAACAUCUGCGGGACCCUUCUGUGCAUGCGAGUGUGGAGCGUGUGUGUCCAUGAGUGAAUGGGUGUACGUCUGUGUGCACAGUCUCUGUCCAGCUGGGCUGGAAGGAGGACCACCGGAGGGCAUUGAGGAACUGCGAAAAAGUCCAUUCCAAGCAACCAAGCCUACUCAUCCUCAUCUCCUUCGCUACACUGCCAUCUGUUGCAAGCCUUAAGCCUUCUGAAGAGCUGCUCAUACGAAUCUUGUAAUCUUGGGUGGGAAGCGGUGUCUAAACAACAACGAAAAGGAAGAUCCAGACGUCUGUUUCCUAGACAGAAGCAUGCUGUUACUUCUCAGAAGGAGAUUCUGGAGUAGGGGGUGAAAAACAUUCCCAUGAAGAUGAAAGUCCUUUC